AUGCAUCGGGCCUCAGAUGUGAUACAGCCCGAUGAGGAAAAAGCCACUGCUCCCAAGCUCUUCCGCCAGGGUGACCGGACUCUGCCGAGCCUCACGCGCCCGGGACAGCCUCGUCUCCUUCCGCAGCUGGCCCGAGUCUUCUCUCCACACCAGCUGGGGUUGUUUCCUGUGGCUGCUGUCACAGGUUCCAGGGGUCACGACACGGGCACGUCUUUUAGGGGGCUACUCUUCGGUCCACAAUACCAACCACCAGCCAGAGGGAGCUUCCCGAAACUGGCCUUCACCCUGGGAGCGGUCGGUUGGAGAGCAGCGUCAUCCAAGUCCAGUCCCGUCACCUGUCCUUGGAACCUGAGAACGUCGCUCCGCUGUAACCCCUUCUUGCCCACCUCGCCCCCUCUCCUCCAACACCUCCCGGGCCUCCGAUCGCUCGCCGUCAGCGAGCCCAACCGCCUUCCUCUGGGUCCGCCUCCGGGUUUCCACUGCCCUCUUCCCUACUGCCCUUCUCAGCUCCGCAACUCGGAAGCCGUGGGUGUCCGGAGGCGGGAAGUCCAAGACCAGUGCGCCGGGACAGUUGGCUUCUGGGUCUGGCUCCUUACUUUAAAGUGUGACAGCCGACAGCUUCGAAGCCUCAUCCUCCCUGUCCCUUGUGCCCCACACAUGGGCCAGCUGAUGUCAAAACCUCCGGGCUCCCUUCCUCGGCAUCAGAGGGGAGUUCGCACCACCCACAGGAACCCCCGCCCCUGCUCUAGCUCCAAACACGACAGAGACACCCCCGCACCCCCUGCCCGGUCUCCUUUCCAUGUCCUCUCAAGUCGUCUUCUGACCACCUUGGGGACCUGCCGUGCGAUCCCAGGAAGCCUCAAUGUUUUUGAGUAAAAACCAGCUCUACAGAGAGAGAGAUUGAACAGCUCUGAACACCCAUGAGAUCUCGUGUGACCAAGUUGGACCCCAGAAGUGUGGAGAGUCGGCAUGAGGGUUAGAAAACCCACUCCAGCAAUAUGCAUGUACAAAUAGCUGCCACAGCUCCAGAGACAAAAAGUAGAUUCGUGGGUGCCAGGG
This is a messenger RNA of Herpailurus yagouaroundi (jaguarundi), 1059 nucleotides long. RefSeq lists its product as uncharacterized. NCBI's taxonomy places the organism in Eukaryota, Metazoa, Chordata, Mammalia, Carnivora, Felidae. Bases 1 to 876 code for a protein of 291 amino acids. The transcript has 6 exons. The record is from RefSeq and is a predicted model, not a curated record.